Dacryopinax primogenitus is the source of this 1290-nucleotide messenger RNA. RefSeq lists its product as uncharacterized. The coding region runs from base 1 to 1290 and encodes 429 amino acids. The transcript has 3 exons. The record is from RefSeq and is a predicted model, not a curated record. Gene Ontology annotation, molecular function: ubiquitin binding. Gene Ontology annotation, cellular component: endoplasmic reticulum. NCBI's taxonomy places the organism in Eukaryota, Fungi, Basidiomycota, Dacrymycetes, Dacrymycetales, Dacrymycetaceae.
AUGUCGAUCGGUCUGCUCUCAAACCUACUGCAAUUUGUUCUACGGUUACUUGGUAUUCCGAUACCGCGCUUUUUGCGUGCAUCUUCAGCAACGUAUACCUCACUUAGAGGUCCUCCACCAAUAGAUGACCCUAUGGUCGCAGCUGAUCGUCUUGUUCGUCAGUUAGAGGAGGAAACUGGCGCUGUGUGCGUCAGCCGCGUUGGUAUGUCAUUGCAACAAGGCGAAAUCGAAGCCACUGGGUCUGGACCAGAUGGCAGUGAAAAAAGGAAGGUACUGCCAGACUUCUGGAUUGGCAGUUACAAAUCUGCACUGGAGAUGGCGAAGAAGGACAUCAGAAUCCUUUGUGUGGUUUUGAUGAGCGAAGAACAUCAAGACAUGCAGGAAUUCCGGAGGAGCGUGCUGACUGAUCCUGAUCUCGUUCGUGUGCUCACUGACCACGCGAUCAUGACCUGGGCGGGUGAUAUUCGGGAUCGUGAAGCUUAUGAGGUGGCUCAAUCUCUCCAGGCAACCACGUAUCCGUUCGUUGCCUUCAUCGCGCUGCAGACGAGGGGCAGCCGGAGUAAUGCUAACUCGUCAAGUUCUGGCGCGACGCGGCUCGCUGUCCUGUCCAGGCACGAAGGUUCUCCCUUAUCCACCACGUCUGCCCCGGUGCUUCAAGCAUAUAUUAUAUCAACUCUCAUACCCCGCAUUACGCCUCUUCUCACUCGCCUGCGGAACGAGCAGCGAGCACGGCAGGCUGAACGCCUGCUCCGAGAGGAGCAAGACCGGGCAUUCCGAGAAGCAGAAAAGAAAGACCGUGAGCGCAUUGAAAAACGACGUGCUGAAGAACAAGUCCGUUUGGAAGCGGAGCGAGAGAAGCGCCAACAAGCUCAGGAGGCAUCCUUACUAGUCGAAAGACGAGAUCAAUGGAGGCGAUGGGCGAGGACGGCGCUUGUGCCGCCGGAAUCCCUGGACGGUGUUCGAAUUGGCAUUAGGUUGCCUGAUGGUCGGCGUUUGGUUCGCAACUUCAACGAGGACUCCACUCUUGAGCAACUUUACGCAUAUGUUGACGUACAAUCGAUCCCAAUCGAAUCACCUGCUCGUCUUCAUUUGGGCUCAUCACCUCCUGAUUUCAUUCCGGAAUGGAACUUCCGUUUGGCCUCUACCUAUCCUAGGAUAGAGAUUCCUUUUGUGAAGGAUGCCCGCAUUUCAGACGUUCCCGCUCUGCAAAAUGGGGCAAAUUUGAUUGCCGAACUUAUCAGGAAUGGGAUCUCCACGGCGGAAGAGGACACGGAUAGCGAGGAGGAUUGA